Messenger RNA from Arabis nemorensis, 4275 nucleotides. Lineage: Eukaryota; Viridiplantae; Streptophyta; Magnoliopsida; Brassicales; Brassicaceae. The record is from the annotation of a GenBank genome assembly.
AUGGAGAAAACUCCGACGAAGGUUGUUUCCGAACUGGGUUCUCGUUUGCUUCAACUAUCUCGUCCCAACAAGGAUUCACUGAUCAAAUCGCUACGGGAAGUCGCUACUGCUCUUUCACAAAUCGAGCAGCCUAUAGUCACUGAAACUGCGAACAAGAAGAAAGCUCUGAAACUGCUAGAAGCUGAGUUAAAACCUCUGAAUAAAUCCAUUGUAAAGCAUGGCCUUCUUAAAAACCGUGACAAUGACGUGAGUCUUUUGGUCACUGUUUGUGUCACUGAGAUUUUUCGGAUUUUGGCACCUGAGCCACCGUUUGAAGACAAGUAUCUCAGGGAUAUCUUCAAUCUCUUUCUUGCUGAGUUUUCUGAGUUGUCUGAUACUGGAAGUCCUUAUUUCUCGAAGAGGGCGAAAAUAUUGGAGACAGUCUCUCGAUGUAAAUGUUGUCUGGUAAUGCUGGAUGUGGAAUGCCAUGAUUUAAUUCAUGAGAUGUUUAACAUAUUUUUCUCUGUAGUAAGAGAACACCAUCAACAAAGUUUAAUUAACCAGAAAAAAGCUAAAACGCAGCAGCAAAAGGCUAACACGCAGCAAACACAACAAAGUUUAUUUAAUGACAUUUUAACUAUAAUGAUUGAUAUUCUGAAGGAAGAGACAAGUUCGUCACUUGUGAAUAUUAUUCUGGAAAAUCUUGUGAAGGAGGGAAAGGAUGCAACAUCUGCUGCUAAUAACCUUGCCAGUUCCUUAAUUGAGAACUGCACCGACACGCUUGAGCCGUUAAUUUGCAGCUUUUUAACAUCCUGUUUUAGGGAGAAAGAUUCCAUCCAGAGCAAUCUCAAACAUUCUUAUCACGAAAUCGUAUUUAUGAUCUCCUUAAAUGCUCCCCAGAUACUGCUAGCAGUUAUCCCGAACUUGACCCAAGAACUACUGACUGAUCAGGUCGAUGUGCGAAUAAAAGCCCUUAACUUAGCUGGAAGGAUUUUUGCACAGCCUAAGCACUGUUUCGGAGGGAUAUAUCAAGAUCUUUUUGCAGAGUUCUUAAGAAGAUUCUCAGAUAAAUCUGCAGAAGUCAGAAUGGCUGCAUUGAAAUGUGGCAAACAGUGUUACGUGGCGAAUCCAUCCGGAAAUAAAGCAUCUGGAGUUCUCACUGCUAUCCAAGAACGCCUAUUAGAUUUUGAUGAUAGGGUUAGAACACAGGCUCUGGUUGUUGCUUGUGAUAUCAUGAAGUUUAAUAUGAAGUAUGUUCCUUCGAAUCUGAUUUCUGAAGCCAAUGAGAGACUUCGAGAUAAGAAGAUAUGUGUUAGGAAGAAAGCCCUGCAGAAGCUGACAGAAGUAUAUCAAGAUUAUUGUGACAAGUGUUCACAAGGAUACAUGACAAUAAAUGAUCAUUUUGAGCAAAUCCCAUGCAAAAUCUUGCUGCUUUGCAGCGAUAAAGAUUCUGAAGAAUUCAGGUCCCAAAAUAUGGAACUUGUGCUCUCCGAUGAUCUUUUUCCUCACCUUCUUCCAGUUGAGGAGAGGAUGCGGCACUGGGUUCAAUGUUUUGCCGUUAUGAACCAUAUUCACUUGAAGUCACUCAAUUCCAUUUUAUCUCAGAAAAGAAGGUUGCAAAAUGAAUUGCGAAAUUGCCUGACCCUCUGGGGGGAAGCUAAGGAUAAGAAUGUAGAAGAAGUGCAAAGAAAACACAAGAGCUAUUUCGUAAAGCUUUCAGCUUGCUUUCCAGAUGCCUCCAAGGCAGAAGAUUUCUUUCACAAAUUAGACCAAACGAGAGACACGUCAAUAUUUGAUUCCUUAACUCUACUGCUGGAUGAACUGAGAUCCACAAAGGCCCAGAGUAUUAGAGAGAAGUUUCUCAAGACGAUUGGUACCAAACAUCAUCUUUUCGAGUUCCUGCGUGUACUUUCUACAAAAUGCUCGCCUACUAUUUUUAGCUCAGAGCAUGUCCAGUAUCUUCUGAAUGAGCUUUGUAGCAGCAGCUCUAUUAACACGCAAUUAAAGGCUCCUUCCAUCAAGCUUCUUCUGGUCAUCCUCAACAUGUUCCCUUCUUACCUGAGAGGUUCAGAAGAACAGUUUCUGAAGCUGCUAAAGGAGAAUGAUUAUGUUGCUGACAAGCUAACUGAGGCUUUAUCAAAGGCAGCUCCUUAUAUUUCUGUCAACUUCGGUGACUAUUACCCUGUUCUGGAGAAGAUGUGUCUGGAGGGUACUCGUUCUCAGGCAAAAUAUGCUGUUUCUGCCAUCGCUUCAUUGGCUGGAUCAUCUGACAAAUUUGUCUUUUCCGAGUUAUGCGAGAUGCUCAUAGAUUCUUUGCUGGGUGGGCGGAACAUUCCAACAACUUUGCAAUCUUUGGCGUGUGUUGGACAAUAUUCUGUUUCGGCAUUUGACAAUAUAUAUGAAGAUAUAAGCAGCUACGUAUACCAGGUUUUCCAAGCAGAACCAUCUGACAGUCAGCCUCCUUGUGAUCAGUCUUCUGGUUCCUGUGACUCUUGCAAGCUAAAGAUAUAUGGGCUCAAAACACUCGUGAAAAGUUUCUUGCCUCGUCAUGGUCAAGUCGUAAGGAAAAUCGAUGACUUGUUGAACAUUUUGAAGAAAACACUAAAAUCACAAGGAUUCGAUGGCAUCAAAUCAUGCACUGACACGGGGGCUAAUGUUAGACUGGCUGCUGCUAGAGCUGUUCUAUUGCUUUCAAGGAAAUGGGACCUUCAUAUUUCUCCUGAACUUUUCCGUCUUACCAUCUUGAUGGGAAAGGAAUCCAACGCCUUUAUUACCAGGACUUUUCUCACCAAAUUGCACAAGCUAUUGACGGAACAUAUGAUACCCAGUAGAUAUGCAUGUGCUUUUUCUUUUUCCGCGUCUGGUCCAUGCAGAGAUCUGCAAAAUCAUUCAUUUAGAUACAUCAAUGAAUUCAUCAGAAAUGCUACAAGACAAGCUCGGGCAUAUCGGGAGAUAGAUCAAAGGGAAUCACUCACUGAUUGUCCAGCUUACAUGAUAGUGUUCCUGAUUCAUGUUCUUGCACAUGACCCAGAGUUCCCUUCAGAAGACUGCAGGGAUGAGCAUGUUUACGCUCGAUUUUGCGGCCCUCUUUUAUCGGUCUUACAGGUGCUACUUAGUAACAAGGAAAUUGUCCCUUUCUUGCUUUGUAUCUUCCGUGCAAUGAAAAGAGCUGAGGAUGCUGUGAAAGCUUCUAAAACUCCUAGGCUGCAUAUUCUAGCUGAUAUUGGUUACUCAGCUGUCAACACAUUAAAUUGUACUGCUGUCACUUCUCCACAAGCUCCACGAUCAAUUUUGCUACCAUCAUCGUUGUACAAAUUAAGCCCAACUAGCAUGUCAGAUAACCAGAAUAAGGCCAAGCCUCAUACCCGAAAUGCUUUGGAACAAAGUUUCGUUGAAAGAGUAGUUCAUAUAUUCCAAUCACAAAUCUCCCUGCAUGAUCAGAGGUGUCAAGCAAAAACCCCAGCAGUUGAUUCGGAGGAUAGAGAUUUACCUUCAUUAUUGGGCAAUCAAAUCGAAGCUUCAAUGACUGGUUCAACCGAAGCCAGCAAGAACAACAUGAUGUGUAGCAGGAAGCGGGGUCAUUUGGGAUUGCUUGAAAAAAGUACUAGUUCCAGAGCAAAUAAGAAUGAUUAUUCAAAAAAGUGUAAAACAGCAGAGGGGGCAGAACAUAUUUCUCGUAAUUCCUUAUCUUUGAGAACAGUUGAGUCGCAAAUUCCUAUAAAGAAGCUAGAAAGACACAGUACUUGUUCAAAGGAGAGUGCUGGAGCAAGUGUAAGCAAUAACGUUACAUCUGCAAAACACUCCAGGGUAGUGUCUGCUUUAAAGGAUAUCAGUAACCACGGUGAAGCAAUCAUUGGGCAGCGGAUUAAAUUACUCUCUCCCACUGAUGGAUGUUUCUAUCCGGGCACUGUUGAGAGGUUUAAUUCUAAAAGCAACUCUCACAAGAUUGCUUUUGAUAAUGGGGAUGUCGAAUUGGUUUGCUUGGACAGCGAGAGCUGGGAGACUCUAAGUCAUGAAUCCUUGGGGCAACAGGAAAUGUUGGGAAAGGAGACAGAAUCUUUUGGUUCUCGGAAUUGUGUCGCUGAAAUUACCCAUACACAUGCAAAGACUAACGCCUCAAAGCAGAAAACUACAGCAAAGCAGCAGAACAAAAAAUUGCCUACCAAAUUGAAUCGUCCUGCUGCAAACUCAGUGAAAGGGAAUUUGGUUUCAGGAGAAGGAGCAUCAGUUUCAGAAGUGACCAACACAAGUGACAACAUUGGACUAAGAAGAAGUCGGAGACAGAAAAUUGCUUAA